AGAAAUCACUUCACAUUACAUUUUUAGCUUCUCACCAUCACCACCGCAGCAGCAUCUUCUUCUUUGGUCGGAUAAAAUGGCGACCGUCACAACGCAGGCUUCGGCUGCCGUUUUCCGGCCAUGCACUUCCAGGUCCAGGUUCCUCAAUGGAUCAUCUGGGAAACUCAACAGGGAAAUCUCCAUUAAACCUGCAAUGGCGUCUUCAUCGUCAACCUCUUCUCUCAAAGUAGAAGCCAAGAAAGGCGAGUGGUUACCGGGUUUGGCUUCCCCAGCUUACCUUAAUGGAAGCCUUCCUGGUGACAAUGGGUUUGAUCCUCUAGGGCUAGCUGAGGACCCAGAAAACUUGAAAUGGUUCGUGCAAGCUGAGCUUGUCAAUGGGCGCUGGGCAAUGUUGGGUGUUGCAGGGAUGUUGUCUGAAGUUUUCACCAAGAUCGGGAUAAUUAAUGUUCCCAAGUGGUAUGAUGCUGGGAAAGCAGAGUACUUUGCUUCCUCAUCUACUCUGUUUGUGAUUGAGUUCAUAUUGUUCCACUACGUGGAGAUCAGAAGAUGGCAAGAUAUUAAGAACCCAGGAAGUGUGAACCAAGAUCCCAUCUUCAAACAAUACAGUUUGCCUCCUAAUGAGUGUGGUUAUCCAGGUGGCAUUUUCAACCCACUCAACUUUGCUCCUACCCUUGAGGCCAAAGAGAAGGAGCUAGCAAAUGGGAGACUGGCAAUGUUGGCGUUCUUGGGAUUCAUUGUGCAACACAAUGUGACUGGACAAGGGCCUUUUGACAACUUGUUACAGCACCUGUCUGACCCAUGGCACAACACCAUUGUCCAAACAUUGAGUGGUAACUAGGUGAUGUGAUACCUUGGACUUGCGCUUUUCCUUCUGUAUUCACGCAUUAGUAAUUGAGUGGGAUUUGGAGCGUCAAUGUAAAACAACAAACCUUCAAUGUACAGAGAACUGAGAUGGUGUUUAUUAUAUUAUUAUUUACAUUACUUUGCACCUCCUAAUAUCAUUACUCAAAAUUUG
Molecule: messenger RNA, 1015 nt
Organism: Carica papaya (papaya)
Lineage: Eukaryota; Viridiplantae; Streptophyta; Magnoliopsida; Brassicales; Caricaceae
Gene: LHCA4
Product: light-harvesting chlorophyll-protein complex I subunit A4
Biological process (GO): photosynthesis, light harvesting
Cellular component (GO): membrane
Source: RefSeq, a predicted model, not a curated record